Messenger RNA from Anopheles nili, 1554 nucleotides. RefSeq names its product protein obstructor-E-like. The transcript is spliced from 5 exons. The coding region runs from base 1 to 795 and encodes 264 amino acids. Gene Ontology annotation, cellular component: extracellular region. Gene Ontology annotation, molecular function: chitin binding. NCBI's taxonomy places the organism in Eukaryota, Metazoa, Arthropoda, Insecta, Diptera, Culicidae. The record is from RefSeq and is a predicted model, not a curated record.
AUGGCAUUAGCGGCGUGGAAAUCGCACUCGCUCAUUCUGAUGGCGCUGCUGAUCGGUCUCGUCAGUGGUCAGCGGCAGGAUCAGGAGGAUCCGUGCAAAACCAAAUCGAAGGUCGUCGGUGACGUGACGUACUGCGAUCGCUACUGGGAGUGCAUCAACAGCCAACCGGAGCUGUACGAUUGCCCGAACGGGCUUGUGUUCGCCGGCAAGCAUCGAGGCGUCACUGAAGGAUGUGAUUAUCCGUGGCGAUCGAACUACUGCGACGGCAAGCAGUUGGCAAACGGUCCCAUCUCGACGGAGCACUGCGAUUGGCUGUACGGUAUCUUCGGUCACGAGACGUCCUGCACGCGGUACUGGACCUGCUGGAAUGGAACCGCCACCGAGCAGCUCUGCAUCGGCGGGUUGCUGUACAACGAGAACGCGCACAGCUGCGACUGGCCGGAAAACGUUGACGGAUGUCAGAAGCACCCCCUCUGCAAUGACGACGCGAACGGUAAUGUGCCCUUGGGCAAGUCCUGCAACCGCUACUGGCAGUGUCAGGGUGGCUACCCGCGGCUCCAACGUUGUCCCGCCAUGCUCGUGUUCGAUCGGCGUAGUCUGCGAUGCGUUGUGCCCCCAACUGAGGAUUGCGACGUGCCGACCACUCCAGUUCCACUGGAGUAUGAUCUGGACCAGCAGCAACACCAGCAACAGCAGCAGCAGGGCAAGGGAAAUCCAAACGCAAUCUACCAAUCGUCCGGUUCCGGUGGCCUCCAGGGUGGCAAACUGCAGUCCGGAGGACGAAACAAGAACUAAACAACUGUCCACCUCCAACAUACCCGCCCACACACAACCACAACCAACACAUCCGCGCACCCACACAAGCCUCGUUUUUAGUAAAGCUUCCACGCGUCGGUUCGAUGUCGAACGGUGAACUUUUGCCAAUCUUCUCCGUCCCACUACUCGGCCAGGUGAACUGAUAAUAGCCACCAGCGUGUACUGGGAAGUGUCUUAUUCCUGGAAUCUCACCGGACAUCUGCUGCAGUUGUGCAUCGUGGAUCCCCGGCGGGUGGGAUUUUACCUCACCGGUGGAAUUCGUCACAGUGAGCUGAGCUGGAAUUGAAGCGAUUGAGACCCACCUGGACGAACACCUGGACGGGACGAAAUUGAACCCUCCGGAACAUCUCCGGGCAACGGACGAAAAAGCUGUCAACGGCAGCCCGUGAACGUAUUAAAUGAGCUGCAAACUAACUCAUUUACCGAGCCACCGUCCGCUAGCAAUUUCGACAAUUCGGAAGCGGAAUUGAUGCAAACCGUUCGUUCGUCCGUUUGCCUGCGCCCGAAGGGGUGUUCGAUUUUAAUCAAACAAUCACAGCGCCGCCCGCCCGCGAGGGAGCGAAUUCGUGAAGCCGAAGAAAGCGUUCGAUCUGGAAGCGAAAGCGAAAAAAUAAAACAAAAGCCAGCGCCAUCAUUACUCCUCCACCGGCCACAUAGAGGUGCGCCUUAUCUUAUCCCACUGCGACACUUAUUUAAGAAUGUGUAACGUAUGUUAAGUCGACCGAGGGGCCGCGUAAA